AUGGCCGCCCUCCCCGUCGCCGAGUCUCUCACCCUCUCCGCCACCCUCUUCCACGCCGACGUCGACUCGUGGCUCCCGGCCUCCUUUGGCGUCUCGCGCCCCGACGCGGACAAGGCAAAGGACUGGGAGGCCGCCCUCCGCCAGACCGCGCGCGACAGGCUCGGCCUGGGCCACCCGGACCUCACAGACCCGCUUGCACGCGCGCGCGCAGCCACCCAGCGCGCCGGUAUUGAGACGUUGCGCAAGCUCAAGGGCAGGGAGAAGAAGGGCGACGACAGCGACCUCGCACCCACCCCCGGUCCUGGGUCGUCCUCGCGCACCGCGGGCCGCGGCGGCCGCGACGACAGCGACGACGACGAGAGCCGUACGCGCUCCGUGUCCAAGAAGAAGACAAAGACAAAGGACGCGUUUGCGUCAAAGGGCAAGAAUGCAGUCCACCCGUUGCUCAACCUCCGCAACCCCAUUCCCGGCUACGUGCCGCCUGUGGGAGGCCAGCAGGCCCAGGCCGAGGCGGUUCCCAAGGCGCCUGCAACAACAGCUACCGUCCCCGCCCUAGUGGUUACCGGCAUCAAGCGUGCGCGCGAGGACGACGAGGACGCAGACGGAGACGGAGACGACAAGGCAGAAGGCGACGAGGGAGGCGACGAUGCCGCUCAGUCAAAGGCGGCAGCUAGGCGCGAGAAGCGCAAGCGCGCCAAGGCCAGGAAGGCCGAGGCUGCUCGUGCGGCUGUUGCCUAG
Molecule: messenger RNA, 738 nt
Organism: Apiotrichum porosum
Lineage: Eukaryota; Fungi; Basidiomycota; Tremellomycetes; Trichosporonales; Trichosporonaceae
Exons: 1
Coding region: 1-738 (245 amino acids)
Source: RefSeq, a predicted model, not a curated record